CAAGUUAAGUUGACCCAUUGCACAUGUGAGAAUGUACUGACUGAAGGUGUAAGCAGAUAAUUUCAGAUAUUUAAUAAUCGUACUAAGAAAACAUGAACAAAAAGAGGACUACUACAACUGAGGAAACAGAGGAGAAGGAUCCGUCAGAUUCUUCCAAUGGCGAGGAGGAAGACCAGGAUGAGGGGCCCGCGAAGGCCAAAAGGACCAAGCCCGGAACAGGCGGUGAGGAAGGGUUCGUCCGUCCAGUGAAGAUGUCCCGGGGCGACCUUUACCGGCCUCCCACGGCGGAGGAGCUGAACCAGUUGAAGGAGGCAGAGAGCCUGUUCCAUUGCAGUCUUCUCAAGAUGCAGAUGGAGGAGCUGUUGAAGGAAGUCGCCCUGAGUGAACGCAGGAAGCAGCAGAUUGACUCUUUUGUCCAGAAGAUCACUGAGCUGUUACACGAUGUUCCUGAGUCUCCAGAGGUGGAGCUGAGUGACCUGUCGUGGUUGUCUGGUGGGGUAAAGGUGCCGUUUCUCCUGGUGCCCAAGGCUGCCAAGGGCAAGUUCCACAUGGUCCCUCCCGCCUCUGUCAAUGUGAUUGGCAGCUACCCUCUGGGCACCUGCACCAAACCUCGGAUCUCAAUCGACCUAGCGGUCACCAUCCCUGCUGACGUGCUCCACCCUAAGGACGCCCUGAACCAGCGCUACCCCAGGAAGAGGGCUCUCUACCUGGCCGGUCUGGCUCAGCACCUGGCCUCUUCCCCAGCCAUCGGGACCAUGAGCUACUCAUGUCUCCACGGCAACCGCCUUCGCCCCCUUCUGCUGCUAACCCCCCCAGGUAAAGACUCCAGCUUCACGGUGCGUCUCCACGCCUGCCCCCCUCCCAGCUUCUUCAAGCCCAGCCGCUUCCACCCCCAGAGGAACAACAUCCGGACGGAGUGGUACACCGGCUUGGAAGCCUCCCAGUCAGAGUCCAGCGAGCCCCCCACCCCCCACUACAACAGCUCUGUGCUGGGGGACCUGCUGCCCCGAGCCCACCUGCAGUUCCUGUCUGCAGUCAGCUCCCAGUGCCCGGCCUUCCCCCAGGGCCAGGCCCUGCUCAGGGUGUGGCUCCGACAGAGGGAGCUGGACCAGGGCACUGGGUGUUUCAGUGGCUUCCUGGGCUCCAUGUUGCUGGCCUAUCUUCUCUCCACGCACAGAAUCAGUAACACCAUGACAGCCUAUCAGCUGCUUCGAAACAGCCUGCACUUCCUGGCCUCCACCGAUCUCACAGUGAAUGGAAUCACCCUGGCCAAAGACCCGGAUUCAACAGCGCCGUCUUUAUCAGACUUCCACAGUGCCUUCCACGUCGUGUUCGUCGACCCCUCAGGCCACCUCAACAUGUGCGCCGACAUGACCACCUUCACCUAUAAACAAGUACAGCACGAGGCGACGCUUUCGCUGCAGUUCUGGGACGACCCUACGGUGGACGGGUUCCACGCUCUGCUGAUGACCCCUAAACCCAUGAUCAGAACCGCGGACCACGUGUUCCAGCUGUGUGAGCUGGUCAAGCUGCAGUCCAGCUGUAAGAAGAUGAACCUCCUCGGGGAGCUCAUGGACCACGGCGGAAACUACAUCCAGACUGCGCUCCCUUUUAUCCUGUCCCUCCUGCAACGAGGGCUCGGGCAAAGGAUCCACCUCCUCACCCACUCGCUCUCCCCAGACCCCGAGUGGUCGGUGGACAGCGAAGCACCGAAACACAAGACCCAGCCUCCGCUGUCCUUCGGCCUGCUGCUGGUCCCAGAGCACGCCGCCUCCGUGCUGGAGAGAGGCCCCUCAGCAGACAGCCCCCAGGCUGUGGAGUUCCGGCAGCUGUGGGGCCCUCGCUCCGAGCUGCGUCGCUUCCAGGACGGGGCCAUCACCGAGGCUGUCCUGUGGGAGGGGGAGAGCACCUGGCAGAAGAGGCUGGUCCCCCGGCAGGUCAUCACACACCUGCUGCAGCUGCAUGCUGACAUACCUGAGUCGUGCGUGCGCUACGUAGGUGGGAUGCUGGAUGAUGUCAUCAAAGUGGGACGCGAGGUGUGCAGCACAGGGGAUGAGGAGAGUCUGAAGGUUGUCCAGGUGUAUGACGACCUGAGCAGGAAACUCUGGGCUCUGGGAGGACUUCCUCUGUCCAUCACCUCAGUCCAGGGAGCACACCCCGCGCUCCGCUACACCCAGGUGUUCCCCCCCACGCCCCUGGUGCUGGACUACUCCGUCUUCGACAAAGACAAGCUGACCAAAUCCCUACUGCCUCAGGAAGGCAAGCCGUGUCCAGCCUACAUCACCCCGAUCAAAGUGAUCUGUCACAUGGAGGGCAGCGGGAAGUGGCCCCACGACAGGCAGGCCCUCCGCCACAUCAAGGCCGCCUUCCACGUGCAGCUGGGGGAGCUGCUGAGCGCGCAGCAGCGCUACGUCUGCCGGCCCGCCCCCACCCACCUGGACGUCUGGAAGAAUGGCUUGCUGUUCCGUAUCCAGGUGGCGUACCACCGCGAGCCCCAGGUGCUGAGGGAGAGUGUGAGCCCGGAGGGACUGCUGGUGGUCAGGGACAACGAGGAGGCCCAGGCCCUGGAGAUGGAGACCAUCCACAAACCCCUCCUGACCAGCACCCUGCACGGGCUCCAGCAGCAGCACCCAUGUUUUGGGGCGGCGUGUCGUCUGGCCAAGCGGUGGCUGGGGGCUCAGCUCUUCAGCGAUGACAUCUCAGAGGACACGGUGGAUCUGCUGGUGGCGUCGCUCUUCCUGCAGCCCGCCCCCUUCGCGCCUCCUGGUUCUCCUCAGGUGGGCUUCCUUCGUUUCCUCCAUCUGCUCUCCUCCUUCGACUGGAGGAACAACCCCCUUGUAGUAAACCUAAACAACCAGCUAACUGCGGCUGACUACACUGAGAUCAAGAACGACUUCAUGGCCUCCAGGGAGUCCCUGCCCGUCAUGUUUUUAGCCACGCCCAAAGACAGGAAGUUGUCCAUCUGGACCAAGCAGGCCCCAUCUGUACAGAUGCUGCAGCGCGUGGUGAUGGUGGCCGCCGAGAGCCUCAAGGUCCUGGAGCCCCAGCUGAUGGAUGCGGGUCAGGUGCAAGACGUCAAGGUGGCCAUCCGCCCACCGUUGGACGCCUAUGACGUCCUGAUCCACCUGAACCCCAAGCAGGUUCCCCUGCUCAGCCAGGCAGUGGACUUGCCCAGCACCACCUUCAGCCGGGGAACCCUGUCAGGCAAAACCCACCGACCCGGAGGGGCCAUGCCGGUCAUCGACUUCAACCCCGUCAGCUGCUACCUGGCCGAGCUCAGAGACGCAUUUGGGGACUUGGCUCUGUUCUUCUGUGACCCCUAUGGCGGCACUGUGAUCGCGGUCCUGUGGAAACCAAAAGCCUUCAGCCCCCAGCCAUUCAAGACUUCCCAGAUAGCCGCUCGCCACGUGGAGGUGAGCGGGGACGAGGCCCAUAGCGUACCCAACGUCGAGGCCAUGUUGGAGGACUUCCGAGUCAUGGGAAAGGGCCUGGUCAAGUCAGUGGAUGCCAGGACAGAAAAAUGGAUGGUGUAGACUUAGGAGCUAUGCCUUACCCAGCCGCUGAUAAACAGAUGCAAGCAUACGUGUGCAUGUACAUGUUCACUAGAUGUGCACUAGCAUACGUAAACCUUGCUUCUCUGUGUGGACCACUGACACAAUUCCAUAUUUGUAAGGGUGGUAUUGAUAUACCACCACAGACAGGCAGACUUGAUCCCUUAUCUAUAUAAGACUUGGUCUCCAAUUUUGUAUAAUGAAGACAAUUGAAACGAUAUGUAACCUACCCAACAGUAUGAAAAUACUGCACACUUGUGUAGAUGCAUGCCUCUAACCAUGUGAUCUUUGGCCAUGUUGGUGUCUAAUAACAUCUCAUUAAAUACUUCUUGAAUACAUAUAUCAUUAAAUAACACUUAUUGCCAUAGAGGUAAGAUAUAUAAGUAUUGAUUUGACCAAGGACUUGGUCAACUGUUGGUAUAGGCCAUUUGUUUGGUGACCAGCAGGGGGGGUAUAUUUUUAAUGUGUACACUGUUUGUACACAGUGUUUAGUAGGCGUACUGAGGGGAAAGAUGCUCAGAUACUCAGUGCCGGGUAAAUAAGGUUUAAGGGAAAUGGUUUCACAGGAACCUGUUUUAUAUAGUUGUAUUGUUGGUAUUUUAAAGGUAGGUUAUUUUGUCAGUUAACUUUUGUAACUGCAUUUGGAACAACCUGUAUGACCAGUUCUCAAUCACAUGUUCUUAGAGAGAUUUUCCUAGAACUGAAACUGUUAAAUUGCCCUACACACAUUUCUUCACGUCUCAUCUUGUUUACAAAUUGGUGAAGUUUCCGAAGCUUCCGUGACAGGGUGCUUGGUCCGUUGUAUCAUGUGCAAGCCCAAGAUCACACAGACAUUCAGGACUCUCCACACAUUCUAAUAAACUCUUGUGCAUUA
Molecule: messenger RNA, 4425 nt
Organism: Osmerus eperlanus (European smelt)
Lineage: Eukaryota; Metazoa; Chordata; Actinopteri; Osmeriformes; Osmeridae
Gene: nol6
Product: nucleolar protein 6 (RNA-associated)
Exons: 26
Coding region: 93-3533 (1146 amino acids)
Biological process (GO): rRNA processing; tRNA export from nucleus
Cellular component (GO): small-subunit processome; CURI complex; UTP-C complex
Source: RefSeq, a predicted model, not a curated record